Molecule: messenger RNA, 2658 nt
Organism: Periophthalmus magnuspinnatus
Lineage: Eukaryota; Metazoa; Chordata; Actinopteri; Gobiiformes; Gobiidae
Gene: bicc2
Product: bicaudal C homolog 2
Exons: 19
Coding region: 22-2658 (878 amino acids)
Cellular component (GO): cytoplasm
Molecular function (GO): RNA binding; protein binding
Source: RefSeq, a predicted model, not a curated record
AGACAAGGGAUCUGUCCUGCUAUGGCUGCCACUACCACCACCAGCUCUGAGGAUAACACUUCUGUUUCCUCCUCUACAGUGGGACCUGACCUAUCCGAAACUAGUCCCGGAUCUGGACCAGAGACAGACCCUGAGCCCGCGGAGUCCCAGAGUGGUGACCCAAAGGAGAGAGAUGAGGAAGAGGAGGGGGACGCAGACGGGACCCCAGCUACAGGACUGGACAAGGACCCUGAGUGUGUGGAAGAGAGGUUCAGGAUUGACAGGAAGAAGCUGGAGCACAUGUUAUAUUCUCCAAAGACGGACGUCACGGAGACAGGAGAGGAGUUUUUCGAGCGAGUGAUGCGGGAGACUGGGACACAGGUGAAAUGGCCAUCCAAGCUGAAGAUUGGUGCCAAGUCAAAGAAAGAUCCACAUGUAAAAGUGGAGGGCAAAAGAGACAAUGUUUUACAAGCAAAGAAGAUGAUUUUGGAAGUCCUUGAAACCAGGGUGAACAAGGUGACUCUAAAGAUGGACGUGGCGUACACAGAGCACUCCCAUGUGAUUGGCAAGGGCGGGGGAAACAUCAAAAAGGUCAUGGAGGUCACGUCUUGUCAUAUCCACUUUCCGGAUUCAAAUCGGCACAAUGCAUCUGGAGAGAAAAGCAACCAGGUGUCUAUCGCUGGACCCAUAGAUGGUGUGGAAGAAGCCAGAAAACAGAUUAGAGAUCUGCAGCCGCUGGCCUUGACCUUUGACCUGCCUGUAAGCUUGGUGCCGCAGCCCUUGCCUGAUAUCAGUUCCCCGCUCGUCCAGCAGGUGGUGCAAUCUUUCGGCAUCAGUGUCAGCUUUAGGGCAGUGCCUCAAACGCAGCCUGGUUUCUAUGGAAGCUGCUGCACGGUCUGGGGGCUGCAGGGAAACGCAACAAAUGUCAAGAAAGCCACCUGUAUCCUGAUGGAACUGCUCAUGGGGUCAGAGGUCGCAGCUGGGGUCGUGAGCACUCAGCUGGAUGUGACCUCACAGCAGCACCUCUUCCUGUUGGGACAGAACGGAGCUCACUUCCUCAGCGUCAUGCACCAAACCCAAACGCAGAUCAUUUUACCGGACCUGAGCGCGCCACAGAGCCCCCCCACUCUGCUCAUCCAGGGUAAUCCUGACGGGGUAUGCCUGGCCCGACAACAGCUCAUGGACUGCCUGCCUGUCUGUUUGAUGUUCGACAUGAGAGAGGAUGGAGAGGCAGAUCCCUCUAAACUGGCUCAGAUGAUGCAAAACCUGGGAGUCUUCAUUAGUGUCAAGCCAAAAGUCAAACAAACCAGCAAGUCAGUGGUAGUAAAAGGUUUGGAGAGGAACAUUUCUUGUCUUUAUGAGGCGCGUCGUCUCCUCCUCGGUCUGGAUUCCAGUGAAAGUGCCAAAGAAACCCAAGUGACCCCUGACCCCUUAACGGCCGGCAGCGGAUUGACCCACUACUGGCUUAACAUGUUACUGCAGCAGCUUAGGAUCUCUGAGCAGGGCACUCCGCUUGCUCCAUCUUCAGAGACUGCUAAGCCCCGCCCCUUGCCACCUCCAGGCCUCAACCCUCCCUCUGAUGAAAGUAGGACUGCGCUGAAGGGAACAGACUGCCGUCCACUAGAAAAGAUUCCAGAAAAUGAGGAUGCGUCUGACCAAUCAGAAGAUGAGGAUCCUAAGGACACGUCUCCUGACAUUUAUGAUACAGUGAGCAGCAGCGGUUUAAACAGAGUGGGCUUUCUGUCUCGAAGGGGCAGCCUCCCGACUCCAGAUAUCAACAGGAUUUAUGGCAGAGGAAGACGCCAUUCAACAGGACAGGCCCUCUCAUACAGAUUACUAAACAGCUCAGAGGAGGGAGGGCGGCGGAGCAGCCUGAGGGGCGACCAUGCUGACUCAUUCAGAUCUGAGGAUUUUGACUAUGAGAAGAAAAAGCUGCUUGCUACCAGAGCCAUGCAGAGGAAGCCUGUGGUGACUGAAGUGCGGACACCGACGGACACAUGGAGCGGUCUGGGUUUCUCUAAGUCGAUGCCAGCGGAGGCCAUCAAAGAGCUACGCAACGUUAGCCGGCGCAGCUACAAACCUUACCUGAGCACCAACCAGCAGCCUUGGGCCGCUCAGAUGAACAAAGUGUGCAAUGGCAGCGAGUCUGAGAACUGGAGAGAGAGGAGGGGCUCAUCUUCCUCCUCUUCAUCCCCCUCUUCUCCUCCCUCCACCCUCACAUCCGCCUCUGCCUUCCCUGCAUUCUCAUCCUCCGGGAGCAGAGGCAGGAGCGACAAAACCUUGGACAGCUUCUCCUGCAGCAGUAGUUACUUCGAUGGGGUGUGCUCUUCACGCCGGGCAUCGACCUGUAGCCAGAGAAGCCCCUCCCCUCAGAUGUCAGACGACCUGCCAGAGCUGCUCAGCCAACUGGGCCUGCUAAAAUACAUCGACGUGUUUGAAGAACAGGAGAUUGACUACCAGACUUUUCUCACUCUUUCUGACGAUGACCUGAAGGAAGUGGGUGUCUCUACCUUUGGAGCCAGGCGCAAAAUGCUGCUAGCUAUUUCAGACCUCAACAAGAGCAAGAGAAGGCUGCUGGAUGCGUCCAGUGUGAAAUCUGGGUAUCUGGAGGGCGGAGCAAGCGGGCGCCUCCCACGAAUAAUGGACCUAGACGCCGCAGCUCAGAGCAACCACUGGUGA